Messenger RNA from Spirodela intermedia, 1917 nucleotides. The record is from the annotation of a GenBank genome assembly. Lineage: Eukaryota; Viridiplantae; Streptophyta; Magnoliopsida; Alismatales; Araceae.
AUGCCCUUCUCCUCCGCCAUCAUCGGACCUCGCCCCUCCGUAUGGUCGUCGGGAAGCCGCCUCAGAUCUCUGAACCUCGUCCUUCGAAGUUCCAUCUCGCCGGCAGCAUUGGCCACCGGUAGCACUACUCCGACGAACGAAGAUGUUGCUCACACCAUUCUGCAACAGAAAUCCGCCGCCGGGGCCCUGCAGACCUUCCGAUGGGCCUCCCGGCUUGCCUCGUUCCGCCACGACGCAUGCACCUACCGGGCCCUCAUACGAGCUCUCGUCUCAUUCCGCCGCUUCGACAACGCCAAGGAGAUCCUCGCCGAGAUUCCCGCCGCCACCGGCCGGCCGCCCGACGACGACACCUUCAUCGCCAUCGUCCGCGGUCUCGGCCGCGCUGGGAUGAGCCGUGAAGCGGUCAAGGUGGCCGAUCUUUUGACGGCCCCCGCGUUCGGCAUCAAGAACCCCUCGAUUAAGGUCUUCAACUCGAUUCUCAAUGUGCUGGUCGGAGAAAACAUUGACCUAGCCAGGGACUUCUACAGGGUGAAGAUGAUGGGAUCCGGUGUUCGUGGUGACGACUACACUUUCGGGAUACUGAUGAAGGGCCUCUGCCGGACGAACAGGAUCGCCGAAGGAUUUAAACUUCUGAUUCUGUUCAAGUCUUCUGGAUUGGCUCCUAAUCCAGUGAUCUACAAUACUCUGAUUCAUGCUCUUUGUAGGAAUGGCAAAGUGGGGAGGGCGAGGAGCCUCAUGAGCGAGAUGGGCUGUCCAAAUGAUGUUACCUUCAACAUUAUGAUAUCAGCCUACUGCGGGGAGGGGAACUACCUCCAGGCCAUGGUGAUGCUGGAGAAGUGCUUCGACCUUGGAUACAUCCCUGAUGUUGUUGCAGUGACGAAGAUUGUGGAUAUUUUGUGCAACGAGGCUCGAUUCUCGGAGGCAGUGGAGAUUCUGAACAGAGUCGAGGAUAAGGGGGGAGUCGUCGAUGUGGUGGCCUAUAAUACUCUAAUUGAAGGUUUCUGCAGGGUGGGGAAACCGAGUGUCGGGCAACGCGCUGUGAAGGAGAUGGAAGCCAAGGGUUGUCUCCCCAAUCUGCGCACCUACAAUUCGCUGAUUUCUGGGUUCUGCGCAGCGAGGGACAUUGAUUCGGCCAUUGAUCUGCUCGGAGAAAUGAAAGAAGACCAGAUCAACCCAGAUUUCAACACGUAUGACACGAUCAUCAGAGGGUUCUGCACAGUGGGAAGAGUUGACGAGGGGUACAAGUUCUUGAGGACGAUGGAAGAACAAAGAGGGGAGCUUGGGAAGAGAAUCGGACCUUACAACAGCAUCAUAUAUGGGCUAUACAGGGAGAAGAGACUGUGCGAAGCACAGGAGUUUCUGGAGAAGAUGGGGGAGUAUUUCCCAAGAUCUGUUGGACGCCACAAGAAGAUUUCCUCUCUCUGUCAAAAGGAGUCAUUCGAGGAAGCCAUGAAGGUUUAUGAACAGAUGGUUGGGGAAGGCGGCACUCCCUCUGUACUUGCUUACGCCAGCUUGAUCGACGGACUUUGCCGAGAGAAGAACACGCGUGAAGCAUUCAAUCUGAUGAAUGAGAUGAUCCAGAGGGGCUAUGCCCCUGUGGUUUCGACUUUCAAUUCUUUGAUCCGUGGGUUCUGCAGGGAGGGGAAAUCAAUGAGUGCCGUGAAGCUGCUCGAGGAAAUGAUCACAAGAGGCUGCUCACCAGAUUCAGGUAGCUACACUCCCAUCAUUGAGACUCUUUGCAGGCAAGAGAAUCUGCACAAGGCCUUCCAUUUGCUUGAUGAAAUGGCUGGGAAUGAUCUCCCCCCUGAUCAGACAGUGUGGGAGACUCUGGUCAACUCCCUGAGUCGAAGUCCUCCAUGGAUGGAGAAUCAACGCGGAGUUCACAAGAUCAUGGAAGAUGUUCUCUGCCAGAGCUGA